AUGGCACAUCCUCCACCUCGCGAGAGGACUCUUAGGGAGAUGGUUGCACUUGAUUUCACUUAUGAAAGCUUGUGCAUCCAAUAUCCGGAUGAGGACGCGCCAUAUGUUCUCAAGACUGGACUAGUCCAUUUGCUGCCAAAGUUCCAUGGUCUUGCAGGGGAAUGUCCACACAAACAUCUGAAGGAGUUCCAUAUUGUUUGUUCAACACUGAAGCCUCAUGAUGUUCUUCAAGAUCACAUCUUCUUAAAGGCAUUCCCGCAUUCUUUAGAGGGUGUGGCAAAGGAUUGGCUAUAUUACCUUGUGCCUAGGUCUAUCACCAGUUGGGAUUAUUUGAAGAGAAUGUUUUUGGAAAAGUUCUUCCCAACAUCAAAGACCGCAACCAUUAGGAAAGACAUUUAUGGGAUUAGGCAGCUCGGUGGUGAGAGCUUGUAUGAAUACUGGGAAAGAUUCAAGAAGCUUUGUGCAAGCUGCCCACACCACCAUAUUUCUGAGCAACUCCUGCUUCAAUACUUCUAUGAAGGUCUCAACAAUAUGGACAGGAGUAUGAUAGAUGCUGCUAGUGGUGGAUCCCUUGGUGACACGACACCUGCUGAAGCCAGACAUUUGAUAGAGAAGAUGGCUUCCAACUCCGAACAGUUUAGUGCAAGGAAUGUUGCUAUUGUUGUUAGGGGAGUUCAUGAUGUGGGUGUUGGUUCCUCAUUUACAGAUAGAAAGAUAGAUGGGAAGCUUGAUGCUCUUGUCAAUUUGGUGACUCAACUGGCUGGAAAUCAGAAGUUUGCAUCUAUUGCAAGUUUAUGUGGUAUUUGUCCUUCUAGUGACCAUUACACUGAUGCAUGCCCAUAUUUGCAGCAACAAUUUGGCCUUGAUGCUCCUCAAGCUUAUGUUGCAAAGAUUUACAACAAUAGGCAGCAGGAUAAACCAUAA
Vigna angularis (adzuki bean) is the source of this 924-nucleotide messenger RNA. RefSeq lists its product as uncharacterized. The record is from RefSeq and is a predicted model, not a curated record. The transcript has a single exon. The coding region runs from base 1 to 924 and encodes 307 amino acids. Lineage: Eukaryota; Viridiplantae; Streptophyta; Magnoliopsida; Fabales; Fabaceae.